AUCGUGUGGCUUGUGUCGUGUUGCAGUGAGCGAAAUUUGUGGAUCUAUCUUAUCCUCUAUGGCUCAAACCAGUUCAGUUAGGGUUCUUGAUAGCUUCCAUGUUUCGCCGCCUCCCGGCUCGGUUCCGACCACCUCCGUUCCUCUCAGUUCCUUCGACCUGCUAUGGUUUCCCCUCCGUCAUGUAGAACGCCUUUUCUUCUACAAAUUCCCACACCCUACUUCGCAUUUCAUCGAAACCACUCUCCCGCUGCUUAAACAAUCUCUCUCCCUGACCCUCCAACGUUUUUACCCUUACUCGGCUAACAUCAUGUGCCCUCAACCCCCCGGAAAGCCUUACAUCCGUUACAUCGACGGCCACGACUUCAUAGAUUUCGCGGUCGCCGAAUCCGCCGCGGAUUUCGACCAUGUGGUAGCCGAUUAUCCGCGAGAUGUUAAGUUGUUACACCCUUGCGUCCCUCGGCUACGUUCGGCACAUGUAAACGAAGACGGCGUUCGCGUUCUCCCCGUCAUAGCCUUUCAAGUCACCGUGUUCCCGAACACCGGCAUCUGCAUCGGAUCGACUUAUUGCCACGCAAUUGGUGACGGCCAGUCAUUCAUGCAAUUAAUGAGGUCUUGGACGUCUGUUUAUCGAUCGGUCGGCGACUUGUCUUGUCUCGACGAAAAUUCGCGUCCUUUAUUCAACAGGGACGUGAUGAAGGGCCCUGGUGGCGACAUGGAGUCGGAUUUAUAUAACAUUUAUCGGCAAUGGUUAUCAUCUUGCGGUGAAAACUCAACAUCAACACAAGAUUUAGCAGCAGACAAGGUCCGAGCCACGUUCGUGUUGAGUCGAGCCGGUGCCGAGAGACUAAAGCAUUUGGUCACGGCAGCCGAUGAUAAACACCAAUGUCACAUCUCAACGUUUGUAGUCACAUGUGCCUUGAUGUGGGUUUGCUUGAUCAAAUCAAAAGAGAUUGUCACCAACAAUUCAUCACACGACGACAAAGAUAAGUUUUAUCACUUCAUUUUCUCAUUCGACUGCCGGAAUCUCCUCGGAUUCUCGAUACCGACGACGUACUUUGGGAAUUGUAUAAUACCAGGCUGUAUUAGUAUAAAGAAAAGCGAGGCAAUAGGAGAAAAUGGGAUCAUAUUCGUUGCCAAGGCUUUGGGGCAAAGAAUUAAAGCUAUGGGAAGCGAUUGGACAGACAAUGGGGCAAAGAGUUUUGAGGAAAUGACUAAAGGGCAGUUUAUCGGUGUCGCCGGGUCGCCAAAACUCCGAGUGUACGAUACCGAUUUCGGGUGGGGAAGGGCUUGCAAGGUUGAGCUGACACACAUUGAUUACGACGGAGCGACAUCUAUGACGGAGGGCAGAGACGGGCAAGGCGGAAUAGAGGCGGCUCUAGCUUUGAACAAUCAUCAAAUGGAUGAGUUCGUUACUAUUUUCGAACAAAGUCUAAAGCUCCUUUCAGUAUAACAUUCAGCAUUUGCGGUCGACAAAUCUUAUUUUAUCAUUUAAAUUUUUCGUCGCGGUUAUGUUACGAUAUUCUUCAUUAUGUUCCCAUUUUAACCAAAUAAUAUGUACUCUUA
Messenger RNA from Hibiscus syriacus, 1563 nucleotides. RefSeq names its product coumaroyl-CoA:anthocyanidin 3-O-glucoside-6''-O-coumaroyltransferase 1-like. The record is from RefSeq and is a predicted model, not a curated record. The coding region runs from base 59 to 1450 and encodes 463 amino acids. NCBI's taxonomy places the organism in Eukaryota, Viridiplantae, Streptophyta, Magnoliopsida, Malvales, Malvaceae. The transcript has a single exon.